This is a messenger RNA of Melanotaenia boesemani (Boeseman's rainbowfish), 1021 nucleotides long. It is a transcript of the gene szl, whose product is annotated as sizzled. Gene Ontology annotation, biological process: non-canonical Wnt signaling pathway; negative regulation of canonical Wnt signaling pathway; canonical Wnt signaling pathway. Gene Ontology annotation, molecular function: Wnt-protein binding. The record is from RefSeq and is a predicted model, not a curated record. Bases 1 to 852 code for a protein of 283 amino acids. The transcript is spliced from 4 exons. Lineage: Eukaryota; Metazoa; Chordata; Actinopteri; Atheriniformes; Melanotaeniidae.
AUGGCUACUUUCUUUGCUUCAACACUGGUAGCUAUGCUUUCUCCUUUACUGGCGUUUGACAUGGGUCAGUCCACUCGUUGCGUCACUAUCCCCAACCAGAUGAAAGUUUGCAAAGAUGUUGGAUACUCAGAGAUGCGACUGCCCAAUUUUUUGGGCCACAGUAACCUGGAAGGUGAGGUGGUGCCACAUUCAGAGGACUGGAGGCCCCUGCUGCAGACAGGCUGCCACCCUCAAGCCCAGGCCUUUCUCUGCUCCAUCAUUGCUCCUGUCUGUCUUGACACUUUUAUCCAGCCCUGUCGUAGCCUCUGCGUGGCAGUGAGGGACAGCUGUGCUCCAGUGCUUGCCUGCCAGGGACACCCAUGGCCCGAGGCUCUUGACUGUGACCGCUUCCCUGCUGAGGAAGACACGUGUCUAACUACCCAUGCGAAAUUUAGCCACUUUGCCAAAGGCUUACCUAAACCAGCUUGCCAGAACUGUCCUCCUGUGGAAGAGGGUCCUACAGUGAAAAUGGUCCUGAGUGCUUUUUGCCACCAUGACUUUGCCGUGACUGCCAAACUUCAUCGUCUUCGCCAUCCCACAGGAGAGCCAGAGUUUCAGGUGGAGGGGCGGGUUGAGUUUAUCCGCCAGGGUCCUCUGUUGCCUUAUGACACCCAGCAUCUUCUCCAGCAGUGGCUCCUCAUCAACCUCCGAUGUGCCAGUGCCCUUGUGCGUCCAGGGCGCUCACAGCUUUACGUGCUGAUUGGUUCUGUGCAGCCUGACGGCACAGUCACACUGACUCGUCUCUUUCCUUGGCACAGAAAGGAUGCAGGCAUGGCCCUGGCCACCCGCAAAUGGAAGCACCACAGAUGCUAAAAGUACAAAGAAGAACUGGAGCCCAGAAUCAGUUUGAAAGUGUAGAAUUACACGAGUAUGACUCGAUGUAUAUAUUUUUUUUCCUUUAUCAGCGUUAAGGUGUGUUUCUAAAGGAUGAACUCUGACCACGUUGCCCCUCUUUCCCUGCCUCCUUUCUGCUUUCUUAGCA